AUGACUAAAGCCGUCGAGUGGGAUCGUUUGCCCGACGAGCUCGUCGAUUUAAUAGCCAACCAUCUCUUCUCCGACGUCGAGCUUCUCCGACUACGUACCAUCUGUCGAUACUGGCGUUCUGCCGUCGUCCUCGUCCCCAAGAAGCGUUUCCCCAAUCGCCACGACCGCAACCGUAAACGCAUCCUCUCCACUCACGGUGGAAAACCGUGUUUACUCUCUCCGACAGCUUUCUUCCGUGUGGUUCGGUCGUCAUGUCCGUCGAAAGGAUGGCUUAUCAAAACACUAGAUCUGUCCGAAUCCGAAUCCCGUAAAAGACUUCUACGCCCUCUCUCUCGUGACCUCAUCAAGCCUUCAGCUCAAACCCUAGAUCUUCUGGGGUAUACGGUCUCAGAGCUUCAUCAAUCCUACGACGUGCAAUACGUGGAGAACUCGAUUAGAGUAUCGGCUAAAUUCGCUAGGGUUGUUCUCGUAGACGAUCUGGUUUUCGCAGUGGAUGGCGAAAAGAAAAUCUGGUGGUGCAAUAGUAAAGAAAGUAGUAAAGAAGAUGCUGCUUGGACAAGAAUUAGAGAUGAAGAAGUUGAAAUUUUCGCGGACAUUAUAGUCAACAAAGGUCAAAUCUAUGCCUUAGACUUAAAAGGAGCGGUUUGGUGGAUCAGCAAAUCUGAGCUCAACAUAUUUCAGUACGGUCCUUCGACUCCACUUGAUGACUACUACGUCAGAUACAAUUGCAAAGACAAGAGGCUCGUGGAGUAUUGUGGAGAUAUUUGCGUUGUUCAUCGUUUCUGUCAGAAAUCUUGCGUAAGGAGAGUGACCAUCGAGAGGACCGUUGGUUUUAAGGUUUAUAAGAUGAACGAGGAGUCGGUUGAGUGGGUUGAGGUUAAGUCUUUGGGAGAUAGAGCUUUUGUGAUGGCUAAGGAUAGUUGUUUCUCUGUCUUGGCGAGUGAGUAUUAUGGAUGUUUGGAGAAUUCGGUAUAUUUUACAGAUGAGGAAGAGGAAGACAAUGUGAAGGUGUUUAAGCUUGGUGAUGGAAGUGUUACUAAGAUGGUCAAAUCUUCUUCUCAGAGCUGUUUUCGUUUCGUUUCUCCUCCUUUCCUUUGA
Microthlaspi erraticum is the source of this 1098-nucleotide messenger RNA. Lineage: Eukaryota; Viridiplantae; Streptophyta; Magnoliopsida; Brassicales; Brassicaceae. The record is from the annotation of a GenBank genome assembly.